Paralichthys olivaceus (Japanese flounder) is the source of this 1474-nucleotide messenger RNA. It is a transcript of the gene ggh, whose product is annotated as gamma-glutamyl hydrolase (conjugase, folylpolygammaglutamyl hydrolase). NCBI's taxonomy places the organism in Eukaryota, Metazoa, Chordata, Actinopteri, Pleuronectiformes, Paralichthyidae. Gene Ontology annotation, biological process: tetrahydrofolylpolyglutamate metabolic process. The record is from RefSeq and is a predicted model, not a curated record. Gene Ontology annotation, molecular function: gamma-glutamyl-peptidase activity. Gene Ontology annotation, cellular component: vacuole.
UUGAAGCUAACCGGAAGUGCAGCGGGCUAAUGGCGGCGGUGAAACGAGCGGAUGUUUGUUGCGCUUUCAGGAUCAUGAUGGUUCCGAUGCUUCUUCUUCUUCCUCUGCUGUGUUUCCCGUUUCACUCCUCGGCCAAGAGGAACGACAGACCCAUCGUGGGGGUUCUGGCUCAGGAGGUUUUUUCACCCGAACCUAAUCGAAGCUCGUACAUCGCUGCUUCCUAUGUGAAGUUCCUGGAGGCGGCGGGAGCGAGGGUCGUCCCCGUCAUGAUUAACCAGACCCUGGAGGAGUACCAGGCCCUGUUCAACUCCAUUAAUGGGAUCCUUUACCCAGGCGGGGGGGUCAGCAUCAUCUCAUCUGGUUAUGAACGAGCUGCAAAAAUCUUUUAUGAGCUUGCUCUUCAGGCAAACAGCAGAGGCGACUACUUCCCUGUGUGGGGAACGUGUCUCGGGUUUGAGCAGCUGAUGUAUUUGACGAGUGGGAAGACAUUACUGACGCACACCGAUACAAGUGGUGUGUCACUGCCUCUGGACUUCACUAACGAAACCAAAGACAGCCGGCUGUUUAAAGGCUUCCCAGCUGAACUCAUGAACGAUCUGGCCUCUGAGCCCCUGACAGAAAACUCUCACAAGUGGAGUCUGGCCAUGUUGACUUACAACACCAACGAGGAACUGAAGAAGUUUUACAAAGUUCUCUCCACAAACACGGACGGCAAAAUCGAGUUUGCGUCAACAGUGGAAGCGUAUGAUUACCCAAUUUAUGCGACGCAGUGGCAUCCAGAGAAAAAUGCAUUUGAAUGGACGAGGCCUUACAUUCCACACACUCCAUCGGCCGUCAAGACCAGCUUCUACAUGGCCGAGUUCUUCGUCAGCGAAGCCAGGAAGAACUUUCACAGCUUUGAGUCCGAGGAGGGGGAGAACAAAGCGCUGAUAUACAACUACAACCCCGUUUACACUGGGCACCAGAGCGCCUUCGAGCAGACAUAUUUCUUCUGAUGUCGCUUUUCCACAUUGAGCCGCUGAUUGGCUGCAUUAUCACUUGUGAAUCUUUAAAGGUAAUUCUUCUUUUUUUUUUAUUUGCUGCCUUAAAUGGAAAAAGGAUAUAUUUGCAAAAACAUGUGCAGCAUCAAUCUUGAUGCAGUGUAGGAUUUAAAAUUACUCAGAUGAUGUUUUGUGGAUUCUUUAGCUCGUUCACAGCUGAUAUUACUUUUCCAUAGCAGACAAUGCAUGUAGCAGCAUUUUUAGGAAUUUUAGCCUGAAAGUUUUUGUGUUGAAUUUCUUGAAUUGGUGCAUUGUGAUGCUGACAUUCCAAAAAGUUAUAACAGUGAUAACCUGUAAAUGUUGCAUUGGGUUCUGCUGCUUCCUAUCGAGGCCCACAAGUGUCACAGAAAUUGCAACAAAGCAUUUAAUGAAUUAUUAAUUAGUUUUAACAUAAAAUAUUUCAAAGUCUAAAAUUGGAUGUAAAUUAUAAACUA